Aspergillus steynii IBT 23096 is the source of this 996-nucleotide messenger RNA. RefSeq lists its product as uncharacterized. The coding region runs from base 1 to 996 and encodes 331 amino acids. The record is from RefSeq and is a predicted model, not a curated record. The transcript is spliced from 4 exons. NCBI's taxonomy places the organism in Eukaryota, Fungi, Ascomycota, Eurotiomycetes, Eurotiales, Aspergillaceae.
AUGGCAUCGUCCUCAAUGUAUAUGGCCGACCCUCCGGAGGGCGUACGGCGAUUUGAGGGUGACAGCAUCCAGGCUAAUAUGGCGGCGUGCGCCAUCGUCACGGCGCUCAUUGCCCUGGCUGUGGUCGGGCUCCGUCUGUAUACACGCAUCUUCCUCACAGCGGCCCGGUUCCAGAUGGAUGAUGUCUUCGUCUGCUGCGCGGCAGUAUGCUCCAUCAUGCUAAUACCCGUCUCGUUCAAGAUCAUGGAAGCCGGCGUCGGUCUGCACAUGUGGAACGUGACCAUGUCGCAAUACAACCCCGGACUCGGGAUCUGGACCCUCAUCGCCACCAUCUUCUACGCCUGGGCCGUCAUCUUCUCCAAGCUCUCCAUCCUCGCCUUCUACCUCCGCCUGUCCCCCCAACCCUGGUUCCGCAUCCUCACCUUCUCCCUCAUGGCCAUCGCCUCCGCCUACGUCCUCGUCUACACCUUCCUCUUCGUCUUCCGCUGCCACCCCCUCGCCCUGAACUGGGACGUCACUAUCACCCACGGCUCCUGCAUCGACACCCGCACCAUCAUGACCGUCCUCAGCGUCGCCAACAUCGUCAUGGACGUCCUCACCCUCCUCCUCCCCGUCCCCGUCAUCAUGCGUCUCAACAUGCGUCUCGCCCAGCGCGUCUCCGUCAUCAUCCUCUUCUCCUCCGGUAUCUUCGUCUGCGCCAUCGCCAUCCAGCGCACCCUGCAGAUGCUCGACGCCUUGACCUCCCCCGACUAUACGUGGGACAUCACCGAGCAGUUCUACUGGUCCUAUGUCGAGGUUAAUAUGGGGAUCUUGUGUGCGUCGGUCCCCGCGUUGAAGCCGUUUGCGAAGAGACAUCUGGCGACGAUGUUUGGGUCGUCGGGCAGGUAUCACCGCGGUGGGGAGGCCGGUGGCGAGAGUGGUCCGCCUGGUGCGCAGGGGUCCGAUGCGAUUAUGUUGGCGGUUACGCCGAAGAGGUCGAGUUAUACGAGGUUUUAG